AUGGAGAUCGUUCAGUUCACUGAGGGCAUGGUUCUGACGGAGUUGAUGAGGCUAAAGGAAUCAAAAUCACCAGAUCCCCAUGUGAUUUCGGCGAUGAUUUUGAAGGAAUUCACCGGUGAGUUGGCUAAGCCACUCUGCAUGCUUUUCCAUACAUCCUUCGAGACCGGAUAUCUGCCACCCGACUGGAAGUCGGCGUGGAUUACGCCGCUGUAUAAGGGCGGAAGUCGAAUCUCUGAGAACAGUUACAGACCUGUCAGCCUCACCUCCAUUUGCUGCAACAUUAUGGAGAAAAUAAUAAAGCAACAAUCAAUGCAGUUCCUUGAACAAAACCGUCUGCUUUCCGAUUCCCAGCAUGGAUUCCGCAAAAGCAGAUCCUGUGUGACAAACUUGCUCUACUGUCUGGGACACUGGACCCGGGCUGUUGAUAGAGGAGAUGUGGUGCAUGUCAUUUAUAUCGACUUUAAAAAGGCCUUCGACGCUGUACCUCACCACCGCCUUCUAUACAAACUCAGCCGUACGGGAGUGCGAAGUAAGCUUCUGAUGUGGAUUCGAAGCUUUUUACUCGGCCGCUCUCAAGCCGUCCACGUCAGUGACGAGCAAUCUGCCGAGGUUGCCGUUAGGAGUGGUGUUCCCCAAGGCUCUGUUCUUGGCCCUACAAUGUUCCUCGCAUACGCCAACGACUGCGCAAACGAACUGGAUUGUGAUGUCGCAAUGUUUGCUGAUGACAUAAAGAUCUGGAGUACCAUACGAAGCGGAGUUGACGAGGCGCGACUGCAGACAAAUCUAGACCGCCUCGAGCAAUGGUCAAAAGACUGGCUUUUACCGUUCAACGUCAACAAGUUUAACUUCCUACGUGUCGGCGGAACCAGUUUUCCUAACCGCACGGUCUACCGUCUGACUGGUAAACCACUGCAAGAAGUCGACGCCCAGAAGGAUUUGGGUAUAUGGAUCACAACCUCGCUUAAGCCUUCGCUGCAAUGCUCAAGGGUAGCCAAGUCGGCGAUGUCCAUUCUAUACCCCGUCAAACGGGCGUUCUCUUACUUUGAUGAAGACUGCUUCGCCAAGGUCUUUCGAACUUUAGUGCGACAACAUCUGGAGUUUGCUAUGCAAGAAUGGAGGCGCUGGACAGCUAAAGACCUCGGCAUACUCAAGAAAGUUCAACGGCGAGCAACGAGACUUGUAUCUGGACGAAACACGAUUAACUAA
Spirometra erinaceieuropaei is the source of this 1206-nucleotide messenger RNA. NCBI's taxonomy places the organism in Eukaryota, Metazoa, Platyhelminthes, Cestoda, Diphyllobothriidea, Diphyllobothriidae. The record is from the annotation of a GenBank genome assembly.